Molecule: messenger RNA, 1394 nt
Organism: Urocitellus parryii (Arctic ground squirrel)
Lineage: Eukaryota; Metazoa; Chordata; Mammalia; Rodentia; Sciuridae
Gene: Prlhr
Product: prolactin releasing hormone receptor
Biological process (GO): G protein-coupled receptor signaling pathway
Cellular component (GO): neuron projection; plasma membrane
Molecular function (GO): neuropeptide binding; neuropeptide Y receptor activity
Source: RefSeq, a predicted model, not a curated record
UGGCCAAUUAUUCCAAGGGGAGGACUUGGGUGGUGAGGGGCGGGCGCGAUUGAUGUAGAAGGGGCGGAUGGAGAACAGAACGUGACGGACUUCAAUUAUCUUCGGACAGGUGGCCAUGACCUCACUACCUGCUCGAAACCCCAGGGUCCCUGACUUGUUUUCUGGGCUGCCGGCAGCAGCCACAACUCCAGCUAACCAGAGCACAGAGGCCUCGCCGGGCAACGGGUCAGCAGCAGGCCCGGGCACGCAGGCCAUCACGCCAUUCCAAAGCCUGCAGCUUGUGCAUCAGCUGAAGGGGCUGAUUGUGCUUCUCUACAGCGUCGUGGUGGUCGUGGGGCUGGUGGGCAAUUGCCUGCUGGUGCUGGUGAUUGCGCGAGUGCGCCGGCUGCACAACGUGACCAACUUCCUCAUCGGCAACCUGGCCCUGUCAGACGUGCUCAUGUGUGCCGCCUGCGUGCCGCUCACGCUGGCCUACGCCUUCGAGCCACGCGGCUGGGUGUUCGGCGGCGGUCUGUGUCACCUGGUCUUUUUCCUGCAGCCGGUCACCGUCUACGUGUCGGUGUUCACACUCACCACCAUAGCAGUGGACCGUUACGUCGUGCUGGUGCACCCGCUGCGCCGGCGCAUCUCGCUGCGCCUCAGCGCCUACGCGGUGCUGGCUAUCUGGGCGCUGUCCGCGGUGCUGGCGCUGCCCGCCGCCGUGCACACCUACCACGUCGAGCUCAAGCCACACGACGUGCGCCUCUGCGAGGAGUUCUGGGGCUCCCAGGAGCGCCAGCGCCAGCUCUACGCCUGGGGGCUGCUGCUUGUCACCUACCUGCUCCCCCUGCUGGUCAUCCUCCUGUCUUAUGUCCGGGUGUCGGUGAAGCUUCGGAACCGCGUGGUGCCGGGCUGCGUGACCCAGAGCCAGGCGGACUGGGACCGUGCGCGGCGUCGCCGCACUUUCUGCUUGCUGGUAAUGGUUGUGGUGGUGUUCGCCGUUUGCUGGCUGCCGCUGCAUGUCUUCAACCUGAUGCGGGAUCUUGACCCGCAAGCCAUCGACCCCUAUGCCUUUGGGCUGGUGCAGCUGCUCUGCCACUGGCUCGCCAUGAGCUCUGCCUGCUACAACCCCUUCAUCUACGCCUGGCUGCACGACAGCUUCCGCGAGGAGCUGCGCAAGCUGUUGCUCACCUGGCCCCGCAAGAUCGCACCCCAUGGCCAGACCGUGACCGUCAGCGUGAUCAUCUGAUGCCACUGUGCCAGGCCUGGGCUGCAGAGUUCCAGGUUCUCUGGCCUCCAAGGUUGGACUGGAGACCUUAUUUCCAGAGCUAAGCCAACACAAGGGAAAAAUUUCCAACCCAGACUGUUUGUCUAGCGUCCUAUCUUGUUCUUGUGUCUUUUAAAAUGUUAAGUGG